Molecule: messenger RNA, 1971 nt
Organism: Triplophysa rosa
Lineage: Eukaryota; Metazoa; Chordata; Actinopteri; Cypriniformes; Nemacheilidae
Exons: 10
Coding region: 49-1140 (363 amino acids)
Source: RefSeq, a predicted model, not a curated record
UUUUAAAGGAAGUUGGUAGCCGAACAGCACUGGCCCCCAUUCACUUCUAUGUGGACACAAAACCAAUGCAAGUCAAUGGGUGCCGGUUUACAACCUUUUCAACAUAUGUUCUUUUCUAUUCUGUGUGAGAAUGAAAGUCAUACAGGUUUUAAAUGGCAAGAGGUGAUGUGGUACCUUUUCACAGCAAUAUUCAUUUUCACAGCGUAUGAAACCCAUGCUUGUGUGAUGACAAGCCCAGACCAGAGGGUUGAUGUUGGAACAGAUGUCUGUUUGCUGUGUAAUUUCACUCAAUGUCCUGGACAACUGGACCCCAGCUCUCUUAAUGUGGAAUGGGAAUUCAAGCAGGGUAUCUCAUUUCAGCCUAAAAUAAUCCUCUACCAAAUUGGGAAUCGGACCGCAUCAACUCCUGGUCACCAUGUGCUGCUUCAGGGAAAUGUGAAGCUGGGGAGUUUUGAUAUUGUUCUCCAUUCAGUGACACAUGAGAACAAUGGAACUUACAUGUGCAGACUGCGGCGUGAUGGCAUUUUCUACAAGAAUAAUACACAGCUUAUUGUCCACUCAGCCCCACUGACCAGAAGAAACACUCCAGGUGUUGACAACGUGGAGACCCAUCCUCCCUGGUGGGUGGCAGUGGUUUCGGUGGCUGGAAUUGUGCUUCUCAUUGGUACAGUAUUUUUGGGGAGGAGAACUUGCAGGUCCCCCCACCAGAGAAAGGAUAUCUUAAGGCAAAAUAUAGCAGAGGUUGAAACCAGAGGUCAGACUGCUGACAUCAGAUACAAGGUCACAAACCAUUCCAUGCCUGUGGUUGACAUGGGGACUCAACCCAGCACCCCAAAUGCAGACAAUGUUUACGCUAUGGUCACAAACAGUUAUCUGCCUAUUGUUGACAUGGACAAUCAGGCAAGCGCUCUAAAUGCAGAAAACAUCUAUGUUACUAUGGUUACUAACAAUUCUUUGCCUGUGGGAAAAAUGGCCAGUAAAUCCAGCACUCAAAAUGCAGACAACAUAUAUGUUACAAUGCAUGGUUCCCCAUUCACAACAAAUGCUGCCGGCAAGCCAAACCGGAACCGACGUCUUACCUCUGACUGGAAGCCUGAUGACGAGGAACCUGUAUCUGCCCAUUGCCAUCAAUUUAUAUAGUAUUGCUUAGUGUAAGACUAAAUUACAGAUGAGUCACACACAGAAACUUUUUUAUGCAUAGACAGUAAAAGCAAAUUGCUCUUGUGAGAUGUAGCAAAAGUAUGCUAGCAACAUUAGCACACAUACUUAAGAAUGACUUCAAGGCACUAGAAAAAAUAGUCACAACUGCAUUCAAAAAAAAUCAUAAAGAAAAUAGAGGUAAUUUAUAAAUUAGUCAUAUGUUACCCAUAUGUUGCUUAUCACAGUGUAUUGGCAGCCUCAGUUUUCUGGCAUUCAUAAAAUAAACCACAUAAUGGAUGGUAUCCUUCUGCUGUAUGGUUUUACCACACAUUAAAACAUGAAUAAUGCAAAUCAUUCAUUUAUUUUUGUAAGUACCGUUCUCUGCAUCGUGAUAUCAUUAUUAUUCAGCUGUCUUGGUGUCCUUUUUCAUCAUUUGUCAGAUGUCAACAGUGGUCAGUGCUGUUUAGUUUUUGUGCAUCUUUGGGCAUCUUCAGCCACUCGACCUUACCUCUUUAUCAUCUCACCAGCAUGAAAUUGCUACUUGUUCCAACACGGUUUCUCUUUGUGAAUAGGUUACCGAAGAAACCCAACUGCUGUCUUAGUUUUAUUAUGUGGGCGCUUGUAUUUGCAGUAAUGUAGCAUUAUUUUUUACAGGUUUACAAUAAAACACCCACCACCACCUGUAUCUUUUCCUUUAGCUCUGCUCUUUCCACUGCACUUUGAUGUACACUGGAGAGAAGAUGGGGAGAGGCUUCAUCUGUUUUUGGUUUAGCUGCAACGGCCGCAUGGAAUUUUCUUUCCUCCUGAAUGAAGAAGGAAAUUCAGUUUAGA